This is a messenger RNA of Aspergillus udagawae, 834 nucleotides long. RefSeq names its product ubiquitin-conjugating enzyme E2. Bases 1 to 834 code for a protein of 277 amino acids. The record is from RefSeq and is a predicted model, not a curated record. NCBI's taxonomy places the organism in Eukaryota, Fungi, Ascomycota, Eurotiomycetes, Eurotiales, Aspergillaceae. The transcript is spliced from 3 exons.
AUGGCGACGAAAGCAGCGUACAAGCGACUCACCCGCGAGUAUCAAAACAUUCAAAAGAAUCCUCCGCCAUACAUUGUGGCGCAUCCAUCGGAGUCCAACAUUCUCGAAUGGCAUUAUAUUCUCACUGGUCCUCCCGGAACACCUUACGAGAAUGGUCAAUACUGGGGCACAUUGAUGUUUCCUCCCGAGUACCCGUUUGCGCCCCCGGCAAUCCGUAUGCACACUCCAAGUGGCCGGUUUCAACCUUCGUCUCGCCUGUGCCUUAGUAUCAGUGACUUUCAUCCCAAGUCCUUUAAUCCAGCCUGGGAGGUUUCCACCAUUCUGAUCGGGCUUCUAUCCUUCAUGACUAGUGAAGAAAUGACAACCGGUAGUGUCAGUGCCUCAGAGGCGGAACGGAGAGUGUUGGCUGCGCGCUCAAGGUGGUGGAACUCUACAGGUGGAGGUUCUCACAUCAGCGCAACCCCGGGAGUGACUCCCACAGCGAGGGGAAUCAACAAUGUGAAGGCUGGAGAUGGCGGCUUCAAGUUCCGCAGCGAAUGGCCGGAGCUAGAUCAAGAGAAUUGGCAAUGGAUGAGAGAAAACCGCAUUGAUACGAACACUGGGCAACUGAUACCCGACCCUAACUCCUCAGUCACAAAGUGCUCUCCAGAGACAAGCGCACUCCGCAGGCGUCCAAACGCCAGCGCGCCUGGACUUGGCGCGGUAAUGGAGGGUGGCCAGGUCGCACGAGAAGCAGGUCAGAGCUGGGCUCGUCGAAACAAAAUCUGGAUUGGUCUCGCCCUCAUAUUCGGCUACGCACUUCUUACCAGGCUGGUCAACGAUGUUCAAGGUUGA